AUGGGCAAGCCACCAAAAACUAUUGACAUGUUCUUUAAAAGAAAAAACAUCGAUAAAUCAAAUGAUGAUGUACCUUCCUCUUCUAAUCUUGAUGCUUCAGUUCUUGAGAACCCACAUCCUCCAAAAUAUCCUCGAGUUGAACAUACACAGGUUAAUUUUGCCAUUUUAGAACGUGAUCCGGGAUUGCGUCGUCAAAUAUGGGAAUAUCCUAUUGGCCAACAAGAUGAAAUUCGUCGAGCUUAUAUCAAUGCGAAACCAUAUCAAAUUAUUCUUUCAGAGUAUCCCCGUUCCGUCGAGUAUUCUCCUACAAAGGAUGCUGCAUUUUGUUUACCUUACUUUCUUUUUGGAAAGAAACCAACAGGGCAUCCCGGAACCAAUGCAUUCACCCUUGAAGGAUUUCGAAAUUGGAAGAAAGUUAACGCUGGAAAGAAUUGUGCUUUCUUAAAUCAUAUUGGAGAAGGUCCUUGUUCACCUCACAACAUUGCCGAGAGAUCGUGCAAAGAUUUAAUGUAUCAACCUUGUCAUUUUGAUAAAGUGAUGGAAAAACAAACUUUAGAACAAAUUUCAAAUAACCGAUUGAGACUAAAAACUUCAGUUGAUGCGGUUCGGUGGCUUACAUUUCAAGCUUGUGCUUUUAGAGGGCAUGAUGAAUGCCCCGAAUCAAGAAAUAGGGGCAAUUUUAUUGAAAUGGUAAAGAUUUUGGCAACAUAUAAUGAUGAUGUUGCUAAACUCGUUCUAGAAAAUGCUCCAAAAAAUGCCAAGUAUACCUCACCACAAAUUCAAAAGGAAAUUUUGCAUGUUCUUGCUAGAAAAGUGAGAAGUAAGAUUCGUGAAGAUAUUGGAGAUACCAAGUUUUGUAUUCUUGUUGAUGAAGCAUGUGAUGAAUCUAAGAGAGAACAAAUGGCUCUUGUUCUAAGAUUUGUUGACAGAGAUGGUUUUUUACAAAAGCGUUUCUUUGAUAUUAUGCAUGUUAAAGAUACAACUUCAUUGACUUUGAAAAAUGCGCUUUCUACAGUUCUCUCUCAUUAUAAUCUUAGUGUUCAGGAUCUUCGAGGUCAAGGUUAUGAUGGUGCUAGCAAUAUGCGCGGAACAUGGAAUGGCUUGCAAGCAUUAUUUCUUAAUAAUUGCCCUUAUGCAUAUUAUGCGCAUUCUCUAGAUGAAAUUGAGACUGGUAGAGGAGCUAAUCAGAUUGGUUCCUUGCAACGACCUAGGGAUACUCGUUGGAGCUCUCAUUUUGAUUCCGUUUGUAGCUUAAUCAGGUUGUUUGGUCCUACAUGUUCAGUACUUCGAAGCAUCAUUAAAGAUGGAUCCACUUGCUUCCAACGAGGGGAUGCCGAUUCUGCUUUUGAUAUUAUUACAUCAUUUGAGUUUGUUUUUAUUUUGCAUUUGGUGAAAGAUAUUAUGGGAGCAAGUAAUAUUCUUUGUGAAGCUUUGCAACAAAAAUCUCAAGACAUCCUAAAUGCUAUGCAUUUGGUUUCGACUACUAAAAACAUCAUUCUAAAAUUGAGAGAAGAUGGAUGGAACAACCUACUUGGGGUUGUUAAAUCAUUUUGUGAGCGUCAUAACAUAGAUGUGCCUGAUAUGAGUGCUCCUUAUACAAAAGGUAAGGGUCGACCACGUCACCCACAAGAAAAUAUUACACUUGAGCAUCACUAUCGGAUUGAUAUAUUCAAUGGCACAAUUGAUUCACAAUUGCAGGAGUUGAAUAACAGAUUUAGCAAAAAGGCAGUGGAACUAAUUGUCCUAAGUUCUGCUUUGGAUCCUAGAGAUGGUUACUAG
Molecule: messenger RNA, 1779 nt
Organism: Cornus florida
Lineage: Eukaryota; Viridiplantae; Streptophyta; Magnoliopsida; Cornales; Cornaceae
Exons: 3
Coding region: 1-1779 (592 amino acids)
Source: RefSeq, a predicted model, not a curated record